UUGAAGGAUGCUGAGAUGAAGAGGAGGAAGAGCACAAUGGAAGCACAGACUGUUGCAAAUCCCCCAGCCUAGUUUUCACUGCAGAGAAGACAGCCAGCAGUGCGUUUUUUUUUUCCACUAUGAUGAAGAAGAGCUGGGAGGUGCGGAGUGGAGACAGAGAAGUCCUUCUGGAUUUGGACGCCAGGGGUGAAGCUCACACCACAGACGGCUACGGCAGUCUGCAGAACGGGGACUUUUUCCCUUUACGAUGUUUUUCAGCCGCAGCUUCAAAGUGCCACGUCCACGGCGAUGAUCCAAUUAAUUUGCACUGUAUGACAAGAGAUAACCAAGCGGUCUCAAAGAUGGGCAACCACUUCAGAGAUGGACGAACUAAAAUUGAUUUUGUGCUGGUGUGGGAGAUCCGGUCACGGGGCAAGCAGCGAGGGAAGGGGAAAAGCAACGGGAACUGUGAGGAUGGGGAGUCUGCACAACAGGCAGAGUGGAGGGACAAGUUUGUCCAGAACCUCCAGAGUGCCGGACUGCUCUUGGAAAAGGAGGAAUCUGCGAAUGAAAAGAAAACCAUACAUUUUCUUAAAGUCAGCGCCCCCUGGGAUGUGUUGGUUUACUAUGCUGAGGAACUUUGCCUCCGAGCUCCACUGCAGGCCCAGCAACACCUGGACCUAAACACAUCUUCCGUUGUUCUAAGAAGACUCUGCGUUCCCAACAUAAUGAUGGAAUCGGUGCCAAACAGGCCGCUGGACUAUUACACAUGCGCCUUCCGCAAGUCAAAGAUGAACAGAUUCCUCGGCUCCGAAGACCAAGACAGCUACUUCACUAACACUCAGAGACACCAGGUUGUUUAUGAGAUUCUAGCUCGGACGGUGUACGGCAAAAGAAAGAGGACGGAGGUUGGCGUGGACAGACUGGUAAAUGAAGGGGCCUACACAGCAGCUUAUCCUCUGCAUGAGGGACCUUUCAAGCUUCCGAGCCACGAGAUCCAUGCUGACGAGCUCAACCAGAGGCAGGUCCUGCACUACUACUGGGCUCGCUGGUGCAAAUGGUUCAAGUACCAACCACUAGAUCACAUUAGGGAGUACUUUGGAGAGAAGAUUGCCCUCUACUUUGCUUGGCUAGGUUUCUACACAGCCUGGCUGCUGCCGGCGGCCAUAGUGGGAACGCUGGUUUUUGUGUCAGGAGUCAUGUCCAUGGACACUAACACACCAGCGGAGGACAUUUGUACCAGUGGUGCGAAGUAUCCGAUGUGCCCCCUUUGUAAAACAUGCGAUGCUUGGAACAUGUCUGAUAUCUGCACCAUGGCAAAGCUUGGCUACCUGUUCGACCACCCCGGUACCGUGCUCUUCAGCGUUUUCAUGUCCUUCUGGGCCGUGACCUUUCUGGAGUUCUGGAAGCGCAAGAUGGCUACUCUGGCCCAUCAUUGGGACUGCAUGGAUUUCCAUGAGGAGGAGGAACGUCCCCGUCCUGAGUUUGCCGCCACGGCCCCAACUGUGGAGGAAAAUCCAGUGACUGGAGUCAAAGAGCCGUACUUUCCAGAGAAGACGAGACUGUCUCGCAUGUUCACUGGCUCCAUGGUCAUUGUCCUGAUGCUGUGUGUGGUGAUAAUCUUCCUGGUGACAGUGGUCAUGUGUCGAGGAGUCAUCAGCGUCAUGAUGUACCAGAGCGGGAGCCCUGUGCUGCGUACAGAGGCUGGAACCAUAGCUAACAUCUGCAGCAGCAUUGUGAACCUGGGCUUCAUUCUGGUAAUGGGUCAGGUUUAUACGGCCUUAGCUGAGCAGCUCACCAAAUGGGAGAUGCACAGAACCCAAACCCAGCAUGAUAACGCUUUCACCCUCAAAGUGUUCAUCUUCCAGUUUGUCAACUUCUACUCGUCUCCCUUCUACGUGGCUUUCUUUAAGGGAAGGUUUGUGGGUUACCCUACAAACUAUGGAACCUUGUUUGGGAUGAGAAACGAAGAUUGUGGUCCUGGUGGUUGCCUCAUUGAGUUGGCUGAACAACUCUUCAUCAUAAUGGUGGGAAAGCAGCUCAUCAACAACAUCCAGGAGUUCAUUAUACCCAAAGUAAAAGCCUGGCGGCAGAAAAGAACCUUGGCCAGCGUGUUGGGAGAUAAUGAGCAAGACGAGCCUCGGCUCUGGGAGGAAGACUACAAGCUGGUACCAUGUGGGGGCCUGUUUGAAGAAUAUCUGGAAAUGGUCCUCCAGUUUGGGUUCAUCACAAUUUUCGUAGCAGCGUUCCCCCUCGCGCCGCUCUUCGCCCUCCUGAACAACUGGGUGGAGAUUCGCCUUGACGCCCACAAGUUUGUGUGCGAGUACCGCCGACCGGUGGCUGAGCGGGCUCAAAACAUCGGAGUCUGGUUCAACAUCUUAGAAGCCUUGUCCCAUCUGUCUGUCAUUGCCAACGCCUUUCUAAUCGCCUUCACAUCAGAUUUUUUACCACGCCUGCUCUACCAGUACAAGUUCAGGAAUGAUCUUAAUGGAUAUGUUAACUUCACCUUGGCCUAUGCACCACUCAACUACACUGACUACCCCAGGUGCAGAUAUAAAGCAUUCAGAGACAAUGAUGGAAUGUAUACACUCUUCUACUGGGAACUCCUCGCCGUGCGACUUGGUUUUAUCAUUGCAUUUGAGCAUGUGGUAUUUUUUGUUCUGCGAGCCAUUGACUGGAUCGUACCCGACGUACCCGAGUCCUUGGAGCUGAAGAUCAAGCGAGAGCGCUACCUGGCCAAGCAAGCGCUGGCUGAAAACCAGGAGGCACUGUUGCAAGCAACACGUCCUUUGGAUUGAUGAAUCGGGACUGCAAUGGAAUGCUGGGAGGAAACAUUCGAGGAAGACGCUCCUUUGAAUUUAGAAAGAUAAUUUUUUCAUCAUUUGAAAGUCAAAAAUCCAGCUCCAGAUGAGAUUGUUGAUGCUGCUGCACGCAUACUGAGGCAAAGGAAACUAAGGUCACUGGCUGACUCUUUCACCAGGAGGAUUCUAACUUCAGUUGUUGGAUAUUUGAGCUAUAAUUUCGAUGGGCUUUCCUUUUUGGAGCAAGGCGUAAUUCAUCAAGCAUGAGGAAUAAUGACGCUGCUUCUCUGCAGAUUAACUUGAUUUAUGACUACCAGCAGCUACAGCAUGCAUUGUUGAUGCAGAUGUGUACAGAGUCUCGCAAACGUACUCACAGCCCCUUUAUCUUUUUUUUUUUUUACACUUUGUCACAUUGCAACCACAAACGUCACUGUUUUACUGGGAUUUCA
Molecule: messenger RNA, 3229 nt
Organism: Xiphophorus maculatus (southern platyfish)
Lineage: Eukaryota; Metazoa; Chordata; Actinopteri; Cyprinodontiformes; Poeciliidae
Gene: ano11
Product: anoctamin-7
Exons: 24
Coding region: 120-2777 (885 amino acids)
Biological process (GO): chloride transmembrane transport
Cellular component (GO): plasma membrane
Molecular function (GO): protein dimerization activity; chloride channel activity
Source: RefSeq, a predicted model, not a curated record